CUUUGUGGACGCAUCAAACUCAGCUGUGGCUCAGAGGAAACUCUUCCUCACUACGGGGAACUCUGAGCCUUUACUGGGGAAAUGUCUGUUCUUCCUGAGAACCACUGAGAAGGCCAUAACCACCGCUAACGUGCAGCAGGAAGUGAACUUUGGCGUGUUGGACUGCAGCGGCGCCGGCGGCGUCCUGAACAGUCUGGAAACUCUGCUGACUCACAUCAUGUUACCUGCUCUCAGGUCGCAGCAGACCAGGAUGCUGGAGCACAUUCCCAGUCUGAUGAACGGCAUCAAGAUGAUCCACGUGGUGUCCCAGUACUACAACACCUCAGAGAGGACGAGCUCACUGCUGCUCAAGGUCACCAACCAGAUGAUCAGCACCUGCAGGAGCUACCUGCUGCAGGGCGUGAGGCGAGUCUGGGAGCACAGCAGGCCGGUGCUGCUGCAGAGAAUCUCUGACUGCUGUAACCUGAAUGCUGUGUAUCAGCGAAGCUUCCACAGCGUCAGAGACAAACUGAGAGGAAACCCUGAGAACAGACAGUUUGACUUCAGUGAGAACUACAUCUUCGGGAAGUUUGACUCUUUCUGCCGCCGUCUGGAGAAGAUGGCCGACAUGGCGUCCACGCUGGAGAGCCUGGCUGCUCUGCAGAGCAUGAAGGUGGAGGGCGUGGAGAAGAUCUGUGUUCGCUACCAGACCAUCGUCUCCACAACUGAGUCCAAGACCUGUGACGUCCUGGAUCAGCGCAAACUGGAGUUUGACAGAGACUAUGCAGACUUCCAGCUCCAGGUUCAGAGUGUGUUCCAGUGUCUUCGGUCUCUGCUGGACGACUGGUUCAGCCGGCCUGUCUCUACGCAGAGAUUGCUGGAGCUGUUGGCCAUGUUUGAGUCGGGUCCGCUGGCUCGCUUGGACCUGAGGCAGUACUACCUGCUGCUGCUGCAGCGCUACAGCCGAGAUCUGGAGCUGCUGAGGAAGACCUACCAGAAACACAAGGACCGGCCGCCCAUCGGACGCAACCUGCUGCCGGGUCCUUUGGAGCCGCCAGCUCUUCAGGAAGGUUGA
Molecule: messenger RNA, 1054 nt
Organism: Maylandia zebra (zebra mbuna)
Lineage: Eukaryota; Metazoa; Chordata; Actinopteri; Cichliformes; Cichlidae
Source: RefSeq, a predicted model, not a curated record